Messenger RNA from Maniola jurtina (meadow brown), 1354 nucleotides. RefSeq names its product protein ALP1-like. The record is from RefSeq and is a predicted model, not a curated record. The transcript is spliced from 2 exons. Lineage: Eukaryota; Metazoa; Arthropoda; Insecta; Lepidoptera; Nymphalidae. The coding region runs from base 181 to 1341 and encodes 386 amino acids.
GAUGCGUAUUUUAGCGCUGCGUAGUAGCGUUAUAGCGUCCCGUUUUAACGUCGCGCGAGGCUUCGUCAAACAGAACGCUUUAGCGCGCGUUAGGGCACUGACUCGACGACACCGCGCCGCCAUUUCGCCAUUCGCCAAAGCGUAGUGCAGAUCGAUAGCAGUGUGAAGAGUUUGUUCGUUAUGGAGAUGUCGAGUGAUUCAGAUGUGGAAGAAUUAUUACUUUUAUAUGCUUUAUCACGGUCACAGAGAAAAAGAGUAUGGGUGCACGACAUCAAUCAAAAGAGAAAGGAUUUAGGAGAGUAUCAUCGUUUGUGUCGUGAGCUUGCAUCACAUGAAGAUCGUUUUUUUACAUACUUUCGUAUGUCUCAAGAUUUAUUCGAAGAACUACAUGAACUGCUCAUCCCAAAAAUAAGCAAAUGUACCACAAACUGGAGGACACCUAUUUCUACAAGAGAAAGACUUGUAAUCUGUCUAAGGUACUUAGCUACGGGUGAUUCACAUCAGACCAUAGCCUUCUCCUUCCGAGUAGGUCGUUCAACAGUCGGUGGUAUUGUAAAAGAAGUCUGUACAGAAAUCUGGAAUACAUUACAACCAGAAUAUAUGCCAUCGCCUACUGAAGAGACAUGGAAACAAUCAGAGAAGGGUUAUAGGGAAACCUGGAACUUCCCGAAUUGUGUCGGUAGUAUUGAUGGGAAACAUGUCUCUAUAAAGUGUCCCCAAAAUAGUGGAUCAGAAUAUUUUUGCUACAAGAAGUUUUUUUCUGUAGUUCUUCUUGCUAUAGUCGAUCCAUGUUACAAAUUCACCGUCAUAGAUGUCGGUAGUUACGGGCGGCAAAGUGAUAGUGGUAUAUUCGAGAACUCAAUAUUUUAUCGGCAAUAUAUCCACGGAAAAUCUCUGCUGCCAGAUAAACCUCUUCCAGGCACCGAGGAGCCCGUACCUCAUGUACUUAUCGGCGACGAAGGUUUUGCUUUAAAAACAUAUUUGAUGCGUCCAUUCCCAAGAGCCUUAGCCACACAAGACGAAAGAAAAACAAAUUUUAAUAAAAGACUUUGCAGGGCACGUCGGGUGGUUGAAAAUACAUUCGGAAUAUUAGCACAAAAAUGGCGCAUUUUUUUACGACCUAUUGACUGUGAUGUGGACACAUCAAUUGAUAUUAUUAAAGCUGCAUGUUGUUUACAUAAUUACUUGCGAACAAAACAAGGUACAGCGAUAUUAACUCCGGAGUCGGAAGAUGAAAACGCACCUAUGCGUGCUUUAAUAACUCAUCGUCCAACAAAUAGAAGAUCAACGACUGCAGCAUUCGAAACUCGUGAACAAUUUGUGUCUUAUUUUAAUCAAUAAACGAAUUUUUUUA